Perkinsus marinus ATCC 50983 is the source of this 1005-nucleotide messenger RNA. RefSeq names its product cathepsin L, putative. The record is from RefSeq and is a predicted model, not a curated record. Gene Ontology annotation, cellular component: lysosome. The coding region runs from base 1 to 1005 and encodes 334 amino acids. Gene Ontology annotation, molecular function: cysteine-type endopeptidase activity. The transcript is spliced from 10 exons. Lineage: Eukaryota; Perkinsozoa; Perkinsida; Perkinsidae.
AUGAUGAUAAUCAUCUCAUUUCUUCUUCUCUCAAUCCUACCUUUGGUCAAGUGCUUGGAGGAGGGAACGGUGGAUUUGGCUUUUAUGGGUUUCCAGCAUAAGUUCGGUAAGAAUUACGAGUCCAAGGAGGAAGAAAUCAAGAGGAAUGCCAUCUUUCGAGCCCACCUCCAUUACAUCGAACAAGUCAACGCUAAAAAUCUGUCUUACAAGCUGGGCGUCAAUGAGCAUGCGGACCUCACACACGAGGAGUUCGCCGCCCUGAAGCUCGGCACAAGCUCGAAGAUGAGUAUGAAGAGGGAUGAUAAGUUGGUUGUUAAAGCUGAUACCACACAGCUACUAACCUCAGUGGAUUGGAGAAGUAAGGGUGUAUUAACCCCGAUUAAGGAUCAAGGGCCCUGUGGAAGCUGCUGGGCUUUCUCCGCGACCGGUGCUCUUGAGGCGCAGUAUGCCAUCGCUACGGGUAAGCUCUUGUCACUCUCCGAGCAGCAGCUUAUCGAUUGUAGUUCCAGCUAUGGGAAUGAGGGUUGUAGCGGAGGACUCAUGGAGAAUGCUUAUACAUACAUAAAGUCAGCUGGCCUCGAUCAAGAGUCGACCUAUCCUUAUAUUGCUAAAAACAACGCCUGUCAAGUCUCUCUCGAGAAACGGUCCGACGGCAUCCCGGCUGGCGAGGUUACCGGCUUUCACAUGCUAGAUCAGACUGAGCAGGGCUUGAUGAAAGCGCUGGCGGAUGCUCCGGUCUCCAUCGCCAUGUAUGCCUCGGACCCCGAUUUCCGCUUCUACCAAUCCGGAGUGUAUUCGUCUAAAACCUGUCAUGGAACUAUUGAUCACGGUGUUGUGGCGGUUGGUUAUGGCACCGAGAAUGGAGAAGAUUACUUUGUUAUCAGAAAUUCUUGGGGAUCCUCUUGGGGCCAAGAUGGAUACUUCUAUUUGAAGCGAGGAGUUUCUGGUUACGGUGAAUGCAACAUACUCGAGUAUAUGUGUGUUGCGACGCUCAAGUCUCGCUAA